AUGGAGGAGCCAGAGAAGGGGGAGAUAUUCUGGAGGAACACCAAGCUGGGGCUGGGCAGCCAUCCAGGGGCAACGGCGGCCAGCCUCCUCACCGACGACCUCAUCCUGGAGAUCCUCUGCCGUCUCCCCGUCAGAUCCGUCCAUCGCUUCAAGUCGGUCUCUGUACUCUGGCAUGACCUCAUCGCUGACCCCGCCAACCGCAAGAAGUUUCCCGAGGCCCUUGCGGGCUUCCUCUACACGACCAUCAGCAACAACGGGGGACACCACCACUUCGUGAGCGUCUCCGGCACCGCAGCCCCGUUUGACCCUUCCAUCCCUUACCUGCAGCCAAACAAGUACAGUGGCAUCACCCAGGUGGACGCUUGUAGUGGCCUCCUUCUCUACCGCCGCUACAACAGCAAGGAUGAUUCCCAUUUGGUCGUGUGCAAUCCCGCCACCGGGAGGUGGGUUGAGCUGCCCCCUCAACCUCAACCUCAACCGCUGGAGCUGGCAAACAGACAUACCCAUGCCACAGGUCUGGCUUUCGACCCGGCAGUCUCGUCCCAUUUCCACGUUUUUCAUUUCGAGGAGACAUAUGGGGGAGGUUACAUCACAGGAGUGAACAUCUACUCCUCCCGGACAGGAACUUGGAGUCAUAGGAAUAGUGGGAUGGUUGAGAAAGUUACGUUGUUUUACGGUAGUAGAUGCGUCUUUGUUGGCGGCUUGCUCUAUGUUAUGGGCAACCUUAAUUACAUCAGCAACGAUUAUGUGUUGCUGGGGGUAGACAUGGAGGGGAAAGUGUGGAAGACCAUCAGUGUGCAAGGACUUGGUACGAUUGGAUCGUCGCAGGGGUGCUUACACUAUGGUAUAGCUUCCGUCGAUGAUAACAAGCAAAUCUUUGGGAUAGAACUCUGGUGCCUCCAGGAUUGUGAUAGUAAAGAAUUGGUCUUGAAGCAUACUGCCAGAUUCAGCGAGCUUAUGAGCAUGACUGGGAAGAAGCACAGGGUGGUCGGGAUUCAUCCAGAUUGUGACACCAUUUUCUUGCUUUCACAUGGACGUGGUGAUACCUUAGUAGCGUACGACGUGCGAAAUAAGAAAGAUGGAUGUAUCUUUAAUCUUGAGAAAAACAGUACACAACGAUUUCUAGCUUAUGCUCCUCUGUUCUCAGAGUCAUUGGCAGAUGCAUAUGGGCAGUAG
Molecule: messenger RNA, 1176 nt
Organism: Triticum urartu
Lineage: Eukaryota; Viridiplantae; Streptophyta; Magnoliopsida; Poales; Poaceae
Source: RefSeq, a predicted model, not a curated record